CCAACAUCAUGGCCAGCACCCUGGCAGUGAGUGGCAGCAACUGGUGGUGCUCCGAUGUCCUCCCUCUUGUGGGCCUCUCACUUGCACAAUUCACGCAGAAUAAUGCGGCCAUUGACUGCAGUCGUCCUUUGCCUCGUAACGUGGUGCUUUUGCUGGGGGUUUCUCUCCUCGUUCCCUGCACUGCAUUCUUCUACACCAUCAGCAGCGACACAUGCUGGUCCAUCAGUACGCAGCUGGGCCUCACCAGCAGCAACCUCACUGCUCUCAAUCCCUGCCUCGACUGCUCUGAGUCCAUCAAGGCGGGCCGCUCUCUGUGCGUCGAGCGCAACGCCACCUUCGCUUUCACCGUCCCUCAGUGCUCACGAUACGGCGUGCUCACACCACAGGACACCUGCGAGCGCCUGCUGCGGCAGGUGGCGGGGGGUGAGGGCGACCCAACAGGGGCUGGGGAGGUGAAUGCCAUGCGCUGGGCUGAGCUGUACCGCAACAAUCCCGGCCUCAUCUGCUCCGAUGUCAUCCCGAUCACCGCCUCUGCUGUUGGCAGCAACACUGGCAUGCAG
This is a messenger RNA of Closterium sp. Naga37s-1, 560 nucleotides long. NCBI's taxonomy places the organism in Eukaryota, Viridiplantae, Streptophyta, Zygnematophyceae, Desmidiales, Closteriaceae. The record is from the annotation of a GenBank genome assembly.